ACUCUUUUUGCUUUCUUCUUCCUUUCUAUGUAGAGCAAUUGUUCUUGUUAUGUGGCUGCUAAGACCAAGACAUGCCUUGAAAGUGCAAGGAAAGAACAGCAAAUGGGGUUUCUUUUUCACUGCACCCAUCCUUCUCAUCCCCUACUUUGUCCUCUUCUGGCUGGAGAUCCUCCCAGGACAGCUGGAUGCAUCUGUCUCAAUUCUCCAGCUUGCUCAGACUUUACCAACAUGGAUGGGUCGCCAGGGCCUCGUACCUGUUCUCCAGUUGGACUGGAGGAACUGGUACCUGUUUGCUGCGAACAGCUCCGGUCCUGGAUGCGACUGUCUGCCACUCUGCUGUGGAGGGCGCUCCCCGGGCUGCUUCUUCCUUAGGUGCCUGGUCCUGCAUGGAAAGGAAAUAGCCAUCAAUUUCAUCCUCCGCCUCCCUGAUACCCCUCAGCCUGCUAACCUCCUCCCGGAGCUCCCUCACCUGUGCCUCCAGAUCCUUUUGAUGAAGGCCAGAGAUGUUUCCCCUCUCCCAGCACUGAAUCCAGACUGCAGGGCUUCUCAUGGACUGGAUGUGAAUGUGGCAGUGGUGGGUGUUAAGGAAGAUGUUGUUUACCCACCCCCCCUAAAAUACACAUGCUCACUGGGGCCCUGUGCCAUGGAUUUAGUUGAUGGACUUCUACUUGCUUUCUCCACCCCUGAAUUCCCCACCACUCUACGGGUGUGUCCAGAUGACCCCAUACCUGCCUCUUGCAGUAUCUCAAACCCCUUUGAGAUGCUGCACGAGGCACAUGCAGGAAUGGGAAAAUGUUCAAGUUUUCAGCACAGGGGCAAAAUUAAACCCCUGGCUGCCAGAGCAUCUGUACAGUUAACCUUUGCUCUAGCGCUGAAGUACACCGCCUGGCAGCGUGCCAGCAGCAAGGAGCUGGACCCAGGCUCCACUGCCAGUAAGUAA
Alligator mississippiensis (American alligator) is the source of this 940-nucleotide messenger RNA. RefSeq lists its product as uncharacterized. The coding region runs from base 50 to 940 and encodes 296 amino acids. The record is from RefSeq and is a predicted model, not a curated record. The transcript is spliced from 3 exons. NCBI's taxonomy places the organism in Eukaryota, Metazoa, Chordata, Crocodylia, Alligatoridae.